AUGAUCAAAAUUGUACCUCUUGGAGCAGGACAAGAUGUCGGCCGUAGCUGCAUCAUUGUAUCAAUUGGUGACGAGAUCACAGGGACAAAAAAUAUAAUGUUUGACUGUGGAAUGCACAUGGGUUACAACGACGAACGAAGAUUUCCAGAUUUCUCUUAUAUCUCAAAAUCUGGAAAUUUUACUGAAAUGUUAGAUUGUAUAAUCAUUUCACAUUUUCACUUGGACCACUGUGGCGCAUUGCCAUUCUUUACCGAAAUGUGUGGUUAUGACGGACCAAUUUACAUGACACAUCCAACUAAAGCUAUCUGUCCAAUUCUGUUGGAGGAUUAUCGCAGAAUUGCAGUCGAGAAAAAAGGAGACACAAACUUCUUUACGUCACAGAUGAUUAAAGAUUGUAUGAAAAAAGUCAAGGCCGUUAGUCUUCAUCAAACGAUCAAAGUGAAUGGUGAUGAAGAUCUUGAGAUUAAAGCGUAUUAUGCAGGACACGUAUUAGGGGCAGCAAUGUUUUAUGUCCGAGUGGGGCAACAAUCAGUAGUCUAUACCGGCGACUAUAACAUGACACCUGAUAGACAUUUGGGAGCUGCAUGGAUUGAUAAAGUACGACCUGAUAUUCUAAUCACCGAGUCAACAUAUGCCACAACAAUUCGUGAUUCAAAAAGAUCACGUGAACGAGAUUUUCUAUCCAAGGUGCAUGAAUGCGUGGCCAGGCAGGGAAAGGUUUUGAUUCCUGUGUUUGCACUAGGUCGCGCUCAAGAAUUAUGUAUUUUAUUGGAGACUUACUGGGAAAGACAUGACGAAUUAAAAAAUAUCCCGAUAUAUUUCUCGGCUGGCAUGACCGAAAAAGCCAACGAAUACUAUAAACUAUUCAUUAAUUGGACCAAUGAGAAAAUUAAAAGUACGUUUGUUCAUCGCAACAUGUUUGAUUUCAAGCAUAUAAAACCUUGGGAAAGAUCUCUAAUUGACGAGGUUGGACCCCGCGUAUUAUUCGCCACACCAGGAAUGUUGCAUAUUGGCACCUCGUUAGAAGUAUUCAAAAAAUGGGCAAUUGACGAAAAAAACAUGUUAAUAAUGCCUGGAUAUUGUGUGGCUGGAACUGUUGGCGCAAAAGUUAUCAACAAUGAAAAGAGAAUAAAAAUUGAUGCUCAGACAACAAUCGAUGUGCAAAUGCAAGUCAGUUAUAUGUCGUUCAGUGCUCAUGCAGAUGCUCAAGGUAUAAUGCAAUUGAUAAAACAAUGUGAGCCCAAGAAUGUUGUCUUGGUGCAUGGGGAGAAAGCCAAAAUGGAAUUUCUGUUAGACAAAAUUAAUAAAGAGUUUAAAAUCCCAUGUUAUAGCCCGGCAAACGGCACAACGAUUACAGUUGAAACAAGUCUCGAUAUCCCAGUGGAUGUAUCGGUGAGUUUAUUGAAACAACAACAAAAUAUGGCAAUGCAAAAAAGAAUUAUGUUGUCGACGAUGUCAUCAUCUACAAUAUUCAAUUCAAAAAAAUUCAUAGACUUUAAUAGAAACUAUAUUAAAGGAUUGAACAUCGAAAAUUUGAAACCGAUACAAUCAAUCCCAAUUCAGGGAUUGUUGGUGAUGCAACCAAAUCACAGAUUGCGACUAAUUGAUCCAAAAGAAAAAAUUACUCUUGAUGAUAACAAUAAUGCGAAAUUAAAGAAUCACAACUUAUCCUUUGAGAUUAUCAAAAAAUUCAAUCUGAAUGGAAAAGAUCUACGACGAGAGAAAAUAAUGGUGGAUCUGUUCGAAACAUUAGCAAAAUCAUUCGAUCGUAGUCUAAUAAAAAUCGACAAUGAAAAUAUAUCAAAGAUUCAGAUUAGAUCCCUUUCGAUAUGUUUAUUCUCUUCUGUUGCUACGGCUGCUGCUUCAUCGUCUCUAUCACAAAUCGAAAAAAAGUUUGUUAAUUUAGAAAUUGACUUGAAGAUAUCUUGGGAUUAUAAAGAUGAGGAUUUAGCAAAUAAAGUAAUUCCAAUUAUAGAAAAUAUUUACCAAUAUAAAAUAAAGAUAGAUAGAUAA
Molecule: messenger RNA, 2013 nt
Organism: Ambispora gerdemannii
Lineage: Eukaryota; Fungi; Glomeromycota; Glomeromycetes; Archaeosporales; Ambisporaceae
Source: the annotation of a GenBank genome assembly